Molecule: messenger RNA, 912 nt
Organism: Lutra lutra (Eurasian river otter)
Lineage: Eukaryota; Metazoa; Chordata; Mammalia; Carnivora; Mustelidae
Product: hypoxia-inducible factor 1-alpha-like
Exons: 1
Biological process (GO): cellular response to hypoxia; regulation of transcription by RNA polymerase II
Cellular component (GO): nucleus
Molecular function (GO): RNA polymerase II transcription regulatory region sequence-specific DNA binding; DNA-binding transcription factor activity, RNA polymerase II-specific
Source: RefSeq, a predicted model, not a curated record
AUGUGUUUUCUGCUUGAAUCAGAAGAUACAAGUAGUCUCUUUGAUAAACUUAAGAAGAAACCUGAUGCUUUAACUUUGCAGGCCCCAGCUGCUGGAGACACAAUCAUAUCUUUAGAUUUCGGCAGCAAUGACACAGAAACUGAUGACCAACAACUUGAGGAAGUUCCAUUGUAUAAUGAUGUAAUGCUCCCCUCAUCCAAUGAAAAAUUACAGAAUAUAAAUUUGGCAAUGUCUCCAUUACCUGCUUCUGAAACUCCAAAGCCACUUCGAAGUAGUGGUGACCCUGCACUCAAUCAAGAAGUUGUGUUAAAAUUAGAGCCAAAUCCAGAGUCACUGCAACUGUCUUUUACUAUGCCCCAGAUUUAAGAUCAGCCAGCUAGUCCUACUGAUGGAAGCACUAGACAAAGUUCACCUGAGCCUAACAGUCCCAGUGAAUAUUGUUUUGAUGUGGAUAGUGAUAUGGUCAAUGAAUUUAAGCUGGAAUUGGUAGAGAAACUUUUUGCUGAAGACACAGAAGCAAAGAAUCCAUUUUCCACCCAGGACUCUGAUUUAGACCUGGAGAUGUUAGCUCCUUAUAUCCCAAUGGAUGAUGACUUCCAGUUAUGUUCCUUCGAUCAGCUGUCACCACUGGAAAGCAGUUCUACAAGCCCUCAAAGUGCAAGCACAAUUACAGUAUUCCAGCCGACUCAAAUGCAGGAACUUCCUGUUACCAGUACCAGUACCACUGCUACCACUGAUGAAUUAAAAACAGUGACAAAAGAUGGUAUAGAAGACAUUAAAAUAUUGAUUGCAUCCCCAUCUCCUACCCACAUACCUAAAGUAACUACUAGAACCACAACAUCACCUUACAGUGAUACUGGAAGUCGGACAGCCUCACCAAACAUCUACUUUCUAGAUGGGCAGACUUGCUAG